UUUUGUGUCUGGACUGAUAAUCUAUCUCUCCAUCCAUGGAAUCUCCGUCUUCAUCAUCCAAAUCCCAACCUAUGUACGAUGUCCUCAUCAACUUUACCGGAGACGACAUCCGUAGGAAAUUUGUUUCUCAUCUCGAUUCUGCUCUCUCCUCUGUUGGAUUCACCACUUUCCUUCAUCACAAUAAUGCAGUGCCAGUGACGCCAAAACACAUCCAAGAACCUAUUCUGAAUAAUUGUCGGGUAGCAAUAGUUGUUUUCACCACAACCUACUCUCAAUCCGCUUGGUGCCUUCAUCAGCUUCAACAAAUCAUCAAAUGGCAUGAAACUUAUUGCCGACAAUUUCUGCCGGUAUACUACGAAAUUCAGCCGUCUGAUGUACGUCUUCAGAAGGGUCAUUUUGGAAAAUCUUUCAAAGCAACUGCACAACAAACAUUUUCAGCACAACAAUUGGAGCAUGGCAUGUCCAGGUGGAGCCACGCACUGAGAAAAGCUGCAGAUUUCUUUGGAUGGGAUGAGAGCAAUUAUAGGAGUGAUGCUGAACUAGUGGAGGAAAUUGUUAAAAGCGUUCUUAAUUUACCAGUCUUGUCCGCUACUAAAUUUCCCGUUGGAUUACAAUCCCAAGUGGAAGAUGUGAUUCAAACUAUCAAAAAUAAAUCUGCAGAAGUUUGUACGAUAGCGAUAUGUGGGAUGGAAGGAUCUGGUAAAACCACCAUUGCCAAAGCCAUCUACCAUCAAAUUCAUGAUAGAUUCAAGCAGAAAAGUUUCGUUGAAGAUAUUGCACAAGUUAGUCAAACGAGAGGGUAUGUUCAUUUACAAGAACAACUUCUUUCAGAAGUGUUAAAAACAAAGGUGGAGAUACAUAGCGUUGAGAUGGGAACAAGUAUGAUUCGGGCAAGGCUUCUUCGAAAAAGGGUGUUGAUUGUACUUGACAAUAUAAAUGACUAUGAUCCAUUAUUAGACCUAUGGGAAAAUCGUGCAUGGUUCGAUAAAGGAACUGUAAUAAUAAUUACAACAAGACAUGAACACCUACUGGGGAUACGUCGUGUUGAUUCUAUUUUUCGGAUAAAUCUUUUGAACUCAAAUCAGUCCCUUGAGCUUCUUAGUUGGCACGCAUUUAGAGAAGCAAAACCAGAUGAAGAAUACAAUUUUCUUGCAAGAAGAAUAGUUGCUUAUUGUGGAGGACUGCCUCUAGUUCUUGAAGUCAUUGGAAGUUGUUUAUUUGAAAGGACGAAAGAAGAAUGGAAUAAUGUAUUGUUUAAAUUAGCGAAAAUUCCCCAGAACGAUGUUCAACAGAAAUUGAAGAUAAGCUACGACUAUUUACACAAUCACUUGGAAAAGGACUUAUUCCUUGAUGUAUGCUGUCUCUUUGUUGGUAAGGGUAGGGCCUAUGCUGUGAAGAUCCUAUAUGGCUGUGGGGUAGACGCUGAUAGUGGAAUAAGAGUUCUCAUACAACGUAACCUCAUAAAAGUUAAAAAAAACAACAAAUUUGGAAUGCAUCCUUUGCUACACGAAAUGGGAAGAAAAAUUGUUCGUGAUUUUGAAAUUGGGAAGAACAGUCGACGGGGCAUUGAAGAGGAAGCGGAAUAUGUAUUACUGUCAGAUAAUAGAAGGACAGAAGCCAUCGAGGGAUAUUGUCUGAAAUUGUGUUCAGCCAGAAGAGAUUGCUUCGAACAACUGGCUGUAAAUUCUGAGUACCUUUCUCCGAAAUUGAGAUGGAUCAGUUUGCAUGGGUUUUCUUCAGAAUACCUACAUAACUUUUAUUUGCAUGAGGUAGUAGCGAUUGAUUUGAAACGAAGUCUUCUCCGACUAGUCUGGAAAGAACCCCAGGUUUUGAGGUCAUUAAAAGUCCUUAACCUUAGUCACUCCGUGUACUUGACAGAAACACCUGACUUUUCACGACUACCUAAUCUUGAACAGCUCAUUCUAAAAGAUUGUUCCAGAUUGCAUGAAAUACAUCAUUCUAUUGGAUGUCUAUGUAACCUUACACUACUAAAUUUGAAAGACUGUAUAAGUCUAAGCAAUCUCCCGGAAGAGAUAUAUAAGUUGAAAUCUUUGAGAACUCUCAUUCUCUCCGGUUGUUCGAAGAUUGACCUAAGAGAAACAGAUAUAGUGCAAAUGAAAUCAUUGAUAACUCUGAUAUCAGAAAAUAUAGCUGUGAAACAAGUGCCCUUGUCAAUUGUAAGCUCAGAAAGCAUGGGAUAUAUAUCUCUACUUGGUUUUGAGAGAUUGACAGAUAAUAUUUUUCCUUCUAUCCUUCGUUAUUGGAUGGUGCCAACAAUGAAUCCCAUAUCUUAUAUUCAUUCGUUUUGCAUGGAUAUGGAGCAUAAUAGUUGGGACGAUAUCGUGCCAUUGCUUAGCAGCCUAGAAAAUCUUCGAAGUGUUUUGGUGCAAUGUGACACCGAGUUUCAACUAUCAAAGCAAGUAAAAAAUAUUAUGGUCGACUAUUUUGCAAAUAUUACAGAAUCUGGAAUUUCAAAGGAGCACUUAAGGUUUUCUUUGAUUGGUGUUGGAAGAUACAAUGAAUUCUUCAAUGCUGCCAACGAUAUCUUAUCUGAGGUAAGCAGUGAGUUGUGUGAUGUUUCUCUCCCAGGUGACAAUGAUCCUUAUUGGUUGGCCCAUAUGGGUGAGGGACGUUCUGUAUCUUUUACUGUCCCUCAAAAUCGUGACCUGAAGGGUAUGGCUUUGUGUGUUUUUUAUUUAUCAACCCCUAAAAUCAUUGAACCAGAAUUUACUACUGUCUUAAUUGUUAAUUACACGAAGUGCACAUUGCAUAUGCACAAGCAUGACACAGUAAUCUCCUUUAACGAUGAAGAUUGGCAUGGCAUAAUGUCAAAUUUAGGAUCUGGAGACAAGGUGGAGAUUUUUGUGAGUUUUGGUCAUGGAUUGUUAAUCAAGAACACAGCUAUCUAUCUAAUAUUUGAUGAAUCAAAUAACAUGAAGAAAAUGCUUGAGAAAAAGAAAUUUUCACUCUUUAGAUUUAUAAAAAAAAAUUGUAAUUCGAGUUCUAGUAAGAUAUUGUCGAGAAUAUUUGUUUAAUAUGUUUUAUUUAAAUUAGU
Messenger RNA from Vigna unguiculata (cowpea), 3055 nucleotides. Its product is annotated as disease resistance protein RPV1-like. NCBI's taxonomy places the organism in Eukaryota, Viridiplantae, Streptophyta, Magnoliopsida, Fabales, Fabaceae. Gene Ontology annotation, molecular function: ADP binding; ATP hydrolysis activity. The record is from RefSeq and is a predicted model, not a curated record. Gene Ontology annotation, biological process: defense response; signal transduction.